AUGUCUUUCAUUCCCCCGCCUCAUAUUCCUACCCCUCAAGGGCUGCAUUGUCCAACCUUUCAACCACCUCCUCUAGAUGGUACCCUCAGUGUCGCGCAGAUUAUUGAGUACAACGCUACUCACAGCCCCAAGCAUAGAGUUUUUGUCUUCCUGAACGAUGAUGGAAGUAUUCGGACGAUUUGCUACCCCGAGGUUUGGAGAAUGGUAACGAGAGCGGCGGGCAUUAUCGCAUGUCAUAUCAAUCGUGCCCACGAUCGUCUGGCUGCUCAGACUCGGCUUCCGGGGCAAGGGGUCACUAUCGCCAUUCUCGCUUCUGCAGAUACUAUAAGCUACUAUUGUCUCCUGGUGGCCAUGUUGCGUCUCGGAGUAAUCCCAUUCCCGAUCUCCGUUCGCAAUUCGCCACAGGCUGUGGCAAGCCUCAUCCAUCAUUCCAACGCUAUGCAGGUUUUCGUCAGCCCUGACGAUGCCAUGAACGCAUUGAUCGCGUCGGCAAACGAGUUACUUGACUCGAAGGUGGAAGUUCUAGAAAUGAUCCAAUUCGACGACGUGUGCGAUGACAAGGACGGGGAUAAUGAGGCUGCGGGAGUCGCGUUUCCGAUGAGCUUCGACCUUGAUAGCAUUGCUAUAUUCUUCCACACUUCGGGCUCCUCUAGUCUUCCGAAACAAGUCCCGUUCACUCAUCGCGCACUGCUCAGGAUUGGAAUGAGCCUCAGUUUCGGAGAGGUCGACCUUUGUGACCAUGUAUUUGGCAUGCACGCGAAUCCGUUCUUCCAUGUUUUGGCGGUUAAUGCCAUCUGCUGGAGCAUGUCAGGCGUGGUUUGUGGCGUUUUUCCGCCUUCGCGAACACCUCUCGCAGCGACUCCUGAACGCUUCCUCCAUCAUUUGAUUGGGACGAAAACGGAUGUUGUUCUAUGCGUUCCGGCAUUCAUCGAGGCCUGGUUCCGCGAUCCUGCCUCUACAUCUGCAUUGAAAUCAUUCCGGUUUAUCAUAUACGCUGGUGGUGGACUGUCCAAAUUCGUUGGGAACGAACUUGUACGCUCGGGUACGGUACUCAUAUCCACAUACGCUUGUACGGAGGCCUGCAAUAUAAGCAUGGGCAUACCUUCCAAAGUUCUUUCUGACGAAUGGGAAUACUUCAAAUUCUCUCCACAACCAACAGUAGAACUGCACGCACAGGAAGGGCCUGGAAUGGACGACGUAUUUGAGUUAGUUGUCGUUAACAACGGGUACUACUCAACGAACGUCACAAACUGCAAGGCUGCCAACGGAACCCCUGCGUAUAAUACUCGGGAUCUUCUGCAGCGUCAUCCCACGAAGCCCUGGUUGUGGAGAGUAUUCGGGCGUUCCGACGAUCAGAUUACGCACUCUAAUGGCGAGAAGACGAACCCAGUGCCCUUAGAAAGUAUGCUUAUGCAGGACCCAAACAUCGCCACAGCUGUUAUCUUCGGUCAUGGCCAACUUCACUGCGGUGUACUCGUCGAGCCAGAACAACCGUUCGAAGCCGAUUCACAGGAUUCCGAGGAAGUCAUCCGGUUCAAAAGCAUGAUUUGGCCUAUCAUCGAUCGCGUGAAUGAAUUUGCACCAGCCCACUCGCGAAUUUUUAAAGAGAUGAUACUGGUGUCGAAGUCCUCAAAGCCCAUAGAACAUACUGCCAAGGGAACAGCCCGACGCCGUCCGAUGCUCGAACUGUACAAAGAGGAGAUUUCGGCUUUAUAUUCGUCGUUCGCCGACAGUUCGCAGAACGAUAUCGCUCCGCCGUCACGCUGGGGUGAUUCUGAGGGCCUUGAGUUCGUCAGGAAACUGGUGGCCCGUGCAAUGACUACGAAGCUCAAAGAUGACGAGGACAUCUUCCAACGAGGAUGUGACAGCUUGCAGGCAAUGUAUAUCCGGAACGCGAUCGUCAGAGCUCUACGCAGGACGACACAUAUGGAUACGCAACAUGUUCCUUCUGACUUAGUCUACAGCCAUCCGACCAUAUCCUCUCUUGCUGCCGCCAUCGACCCAAAGACUCUCGCUACCCAGCGAGGACAUGUCGUUGACGAUAGAAUUGAAGUGAUGACAGCUAUGGUCGAACAAUACUCCUCUCAGUUCUCCAGACAACGCACCGUAAACCCUGCGGAAGACGAUUUUCUCAGCGACGAUCGUGUGGUUGUAGUCACUGGCACGACAGGACGCCUGGGCAGUCACAUCCUAUCACAGCUCCUAGCAGACACGUCGGUGAUCACCGUCUAUGCGCUGAAUCGGGGACCGCUUUCGAAGAUUCUUCAUCGUCAAGAGGCGGCGUUUGACCGAUGGAAGCUGGACGGAAGCGCUCUGAAGAACUCGAAGCUCGUACUACUAGAGGCCGACCUCUCUCGACCGGACCUCGGUAUUUCUAACGACGUACAUGCCGAGAUGAUUAAACGAGCCACGAUCAUCAUACAUUCCGCCUGGCAGGUCAACUUUAGGGUCCCUCUCACUGCUUUCGAGCAGUCUGUCGCGGGCGUAUGCAACCUCGUCAAUUUCUCGCUUGGUACUCCGCGCUCGGUUCAUCCGAAGAUACUAUUUACAAGUUCCAUCUCUGUGUUGAGCGGCGCACCGUCUGGAUCAAUCGUCAGAGAAUCAGCCAUCACAGACCCAGUGACCGCAGUAGGAAGCGGUUACGCGGAAAGCAAGUGGGUGGCCGAAACCUUACUUCUCAAGGCUGCAGACGUACUCGGUGCUCGUGUGACGAUUGUACGAGUUGGCCAACUUUGUGGGGACCGAGCUCAGGGCGGAUGGAACGAGACGGAAUGGGUCCCUGCCCUCGUGCGCAGCGCACAAGAACUCGGCGUGUUGCCAUCCAGGGACGAGAAAAUCACUUGGCUUCCGGUAGACGUGGCCGCAUCUGCGCUGUUGGAGAUGGCCGGUUCAACGGAGGCGAUUCUACACCUCAUUCAUCCCUCACCCAGCAACUGGAGUCUCUUCUCCGAUACUACUUCGGCGAUUUUAGGCAUACCUUCUGUUCCGUACCGGGACUGGAUUGCUUCCCUGCAGAAGGCCUGGGUCGAAUCAUCGGACUCCGACAAAGCGAUGACCAACAUCCCAGCUCUGCACCUCGUCGACUUUUUAGCGGAGUAUACUGAAGCGGCCAAACUUUCUGUAGAACGCGCUACGGUCGUCUCCCGGAGCCUGAAAGAGGCGAGGAGAUUAGAUGAAGAGGAUGUGAAGCUGUGGGUUGCGUAUUGGAGGAGUAGAGGAUUCUUGAAGUCUGACGCUUCCGCGCCUGCUGCUUGAGAGGAUUGGUUUUCCCGGGAUGUCUCGUAUAAUGCUUGGCUGUGUAGUGCAAAAUACUCGAGUACGUAGUUUCGCAGAUUUUGUUGUGUAUACGCGCCGUGGAAUAGAAUCGUAUGUUACGGAUUUCCGUCACAUCAU
Molecule: messenger RNA, 3393 nt
Organism: Stereum hirsutum FP-91666 SS1
Lineage: Eukaryota; Fungi; Basidiomycota; Agaricomycetes; Russulales; Stereaceae
Product: acetyl-CoA synthetase-like protein
Exons: 19
Coding region: 1-3255 (1084 amino acids)
Source: RefSeq, a predicted model, not a curated record